Molecule: messenger RNA, 6602 nt
Organism: Cryptotermes secundus
Lineage: Eukaryota; Metazoa; Arthropoda; Insecta; Blattodea; Kalotermitidae
Product: annulin
Exons: 14
Coding region: 1117-3453 (778 amino acids)
Biological process (GO): peptide cross-linking
Molecular function (GO): protein-glutamine gamma-glutamyltransferase activity
Source: RefSeq, a predicted model, not a curated record
UAACGCAUGCGCAGAAAAUAAGCCCGAAAUCUACAAACACAAAGUUAUCUUGAUGUGUCUACCCUCUUCAGAGAAAUUGCAUCAUCAUCAGCUGUGACCUCAGACGCCUCAGGCUGCCCCAUAUAAUGGUUAAGAAACGAGGCCAUAACGUACCAGUUCCCCUCUGUGGGUGAGAUGUAGCAGACCCUGCAGCUGCGCACCAUUCCAGACUUCCUCAUUGUAAUGUUUGUUUAGUACGGUCUUAUUGGGUCAGGCGUCAUUAUCUUAUUGAAGACCACCCAAAAAGAAACUAAAAAUGUGGCAACAGGCUUAACACGAAAGAAAAUAGAGCCGUAGCAUACUAUUUUCAGAAGUAUGCGGAUUCAACUGGAGAAUAACGAAGAAAAAAAGUGAGUCAGGAAUUGUGGGUGUCUAAUUCGAAAUUCAAAUGCAGGACUUCUUGAAAGAUCCUUGUGAUGGAAAGACAAAAAGAGAAAUGUGCAGCCACACAUCGAAGGUCUAGACUGGAUUCAAACCCACGAUCCUAGCACUCAGGUUUACUGGGGGUUUGGACUUUGUCCAUUGUCUGGUAUUCUGAAAAAAAAAACUAAAAAAAUAUAACCUUUUGAAAACUGGGUCCAGGUAUUCUAAAAACACAAAAGAACACACUGUUUCGAAAGUGUAUCCAGGUAUUCUAAACAAACACAAAAUAACACAAUGAUUCGGAAACUGGUUCCAGGUAUUCUAAGAGAGCGCAGAUCCAAGUAUUCUAAAAAACAAGAAAGAACACAACAUUUCGGAAACUGGAUCCAAGAUCCAAUUUGUGAAACACUGUGUUCAUGUUUUCGUUUAGAAUGCCAGACGACGGACAAAGUCCAAAAGCCCAAUAAUUCUGAAUGUUACGCACCUUCGUCAGAAUCCUUUUAUAAUCUAUAUUAUCCUAGCAUUCGAGAGGCCUGAAUCCAGUCGACCUCUGGGGCUUGGCUUGUCGCAGCGGACUCUCAAUACACUUUGCCAGGCAGUGUGAAAAUUUGAUCUAUAUUUAUCACAGAGUAUCUUUGAAGAGUUUUCCACGAUCAGGAGCGUCUGGAUGGUGGCCGGAGGGGUGGGGGACAAAGCGUGCGUGCUACCUGCAGCAUGCUGCACACCACGCACUUUGCUGGAGCCACAUGUAGAAGGACACUGCGAAGUGGGUGUCCAUGUGUGUCGUUUGUGAUCCAGAACCGACUGAAGUUUCAAGCAGAUCACUGUGAACUGCAACAUUUUUCUCGAGCCAUGAGGAGAAUGUACAGACGGUAUCACAGAGGAGGCUUCCGGAGGGAGCAGGCGGCUGAAGGCGCAGAGGAAGUGGUGUCCGUGAAGGGGGUGGACCUGCUGCUGGCGGAGAAUGGGCCCCUGCACCAUACAGAGCAGUACGACGUGAUGGAGCGCGAGAAAGAGCCGCUACUUGUGGUACGGCGAGGACAGGCGUUUUCCGUCAAUAUUACCCUCAGUAGAGCCUACAACGCAGAUAAGGACGCCGUGUCCUUCAUUUUCACAGUUCAAGAUGCUGAGAAACCCAACUACGGUCAAGGAACUCUAAUUGCUGUUCCACUCCUCGCUAAAGGAGCUGAAUCGGGCACUGCCUGGAAUGCAGUUCUGGAAUCCAGCAAUGAGAAUGUCAUUGGGGUCAAGAUCACACCUGCAGCUGAUGCCAUCGUGGGGCAAUGGAAGAUGGAUAUCGACACAAAGCUGAAGAAUGAUGGAGCAGUCAGCUAUAGCCAUAAGGAUCCUAUAUACAUCCUGUUUAAUCCUUGGUGCAGACAGGACCAGGUAUUCUUGGAGAGUGACGACCUGUUACGUGAGUAUGUGUUGGCGGAUACUGGUCUCAUCUGGCGAGGUAGCUAUAACCGCUUGCGUCCCUGUGUCUGGAAGUAUGCACAAUUCGAGAAGGACAUUCUGGACUGCUCACUGUACCUUGUGUCACACGUGGGCAAACUGACCCUUGCUGGGCGCUCUGACCCAGUUAAGACUUGCAGAGUUCUCUCAGCAGCUGUUAACUCUCCUGAUGACAAUGGUGUUAUCAUGGGCAACUGGAGUGAUGACUUUGAUGGAGGCACCCCUCCCACUAAGUGGGUGGGCAGCAUGAAAAUCCUUCAGAAGUUCUACAAGGACAAGAAACCUGUUAAAUAUGGCCAGUGUUGGGUCUUCUCUGGAGUUCUUACAACAAUUGGUCGUGCACUGGGCAUCCCCAGCAGGUCUGUCACCACCUACGCUUCAGCUCAUGACACACAGAGCAGCCUGACAGUUGAUUACUUUGUUGAUGAUGGGGGUGAAGUAAUGGAGGAGCUCAACAGUGACUCCAUCUGGAACUUUCAUGUUUGGAAUGAAGUAUGGAUGGAGAGGCCAGACAUUGUACCUGGGGGAGAGUAUGGUGGCUGGCAGGCAAUUGACGCAACCCCACAGGAGGAAAGUGAUGAUAUGUACCGCUGUGGCCCUGCCUCAGUGAAUGCUGUCAAGAGAGGAGAGGUACUCCGGCCAUAUGACAAUGCCUUCGUCUUCUCUGAAGUGAAUGCAGACAAGGUGUUCUGGCGCUACAAUGGACCGACCCAGCCCUUAAAAUUAUUGCGCAAAGACACACAUGGAAUUGGUCAGCUUAUCAGCACGAAGGCUGUAGGAAAGUGGGAGAGAGAGGACAUAACCAGAAACUAUAAAUACCCAGAAAAGAGUGAGGAGGAAAGGGCAGCCAUGUUGAAGGCACUUCGGCAGAGCGAGAACCUUUUCAGUCGCUACUACCUGAAUGAGGACUUCAAUGACAUUCAGUUUGAUUUUGAACUUAGAGAUGAUAUUGUCAUUGGCUCUCCCUUCAGUGUGGUUGUGAUAAUGAAAAACCGUAGUCCCAUCAAAGACCAUACAGUGACUGUGACCCUCCGGGUGGACACUGUUCUCUACACUGGCCGUGUCAAGGAUGCUGUUAAGAAAGAAAAAGUGGAACGUCUUGUUAAAAUGGGAGCAGUUGAGGAGAUACGGUUGGAUGUGUCAUAUGAGGAGUACUACAAGCGUUUGGUGGACCAGUGUGCCUUCAAUAUUGCCUGUAUGGCGACUGUCCAUGAUACCAACUUUGAGUACUUUGCACAAGAUGACUUCAGAGUCAGGAAACCUGAUAUUAAAAUUAAGCUUGAUGGUGAGGCAGUGGAAGGCCAGGAGUUGACUGCCACUGCCACAUUGAAGAAUCCACUGCCAUCUGCUCUUAAGAAGCCUCAAUUUAUCAUUGAAGGUCCAGGCCUGACUUCUCAGUUGAAGAUCAAACUGCCACAGAACGUACCUUCAGGCGGUGAGGCAACAGCUACGUUCAAGAUGACGCCAAAAUUCUCUGGUAGAAGUACCAUUGCUGCCAAGUUUGUGUCAAAGGAACUGGAAGAUGUAGAUGGCUUUUUGAACUUCAUGGUUGAACCCAAGAAAGAGGUUGUCAAUGGCACUGGCAACGCUGCAUGAGCUGACAUGAGGUCUGGGUUUGUUCGAACUGCAUCUUCUAGUUUAUAAUGAAUGAAGGUAUGUUUUUACACAUAGGCUGCAGCAUUCAGUCGCAGCUUAUUACUGGAGGAUGGUAGAGAGAAGCUGCUUGUAUAUACUGUCAGACUUUUUCAAUUUUUAGCACACAUUUGCUAAACAUAUAUUUAUAUUACAAGUGUUCAAUUGCAUAUAGCUUCAAAUUAAGAAGCAUAACGCGUCACCUGGAACAGAGUUACUGUGACUCACAUAUGAGUAUACUGUGUAUCAUUUUGCACAUACACGACAUCUCUGACAUCAGCAUAAAAUUGGCAUUACUGAGUUAAUAUUUAUAGUUUAAAUAAUUUUAUUUAAUAUUGCUUUUGAAGAUAAGUUAAAAUUAAACACAAAGAAUAAUUUUUUUUUUUUAUUCUCAGUAUAAAUUUUGGUAUCUGAAUGUACUAAUCACCACAUGCUGUUAUUAAUACUGAUCACAAAUUUUAAUUCAGGAUUAUAGUCAGAGUGAAUUUGUUCACUUUGCUUUACAGUUACGUUAUAAACACCAUGUAACUGAAUCCAGUUUAGCAACGGAAAGUAAUUUAUUAUCAUAUAAAAUGACAUAUAUCUUUUCCUUUCAUGACUUCAGGUAUUCUUCUAAAUCUUCCUUUAGCCUUCUGAGAAUGCCCACAAUUUUAGCUGCAUACAGGUAUAGAGUUAAGGUACCUGCUGAAAAGAGGUAUCGGUUUAAAUUAAAUAUUAAAAAAGAGAAUCCAUUCAUUUUAUAUUUAUGUGAGUAAUGACAAUAUGUUAUAUUCUGGUAUGUUGAUACCAGUGUUUCAAAGGAAUAUACUACUAAAAUCAUCAGGCAAGUUAGGAAAGUGACAGGUUAUGUAGUAAUGUGAAAGGAGCAUGUUGCGUAGUCGACUUUACUAAGGCCAGAGGUUCUUGCUGGUCUGCUUUCGUCAUGUGCACUUCUUCAUCCUGGGCUGUGACUGGCCGCUCCUCUCCUAUGUGACCCCUUUCUUUCUCGCCACUUCUGUUCUGGAGUAGUGGCCCUUGCCAGGGCUUGUGGUUUCCAUUCCCCUACCUCAGCUCUAUACAGGGCUCUGAUUGACCAAUUCUAUCUACAUGAUCUGUUUCUACAUAAUCUGCAACUUUCCCAACUUGGCUAACUUCAACACAAAAGACAGAGACUGUACAUUCUUUCUGAACACUGGUACUCACAUACCAGACUACAACAUGAUGUCAUAACCGACAAGAUCACAAUACAACCUAUGUUUUAUUCUAUGAAAAUAUGAUAACUAUGAAUAGAAUUAUAAUACUUCCGUUACUGUUACUUGUUGUAAUAAAUAUCCAUGUCAUGUGAAUUGCAUUUAUGUUUAUAUUUUCUUGUGAAACACACAAGUUCAGAUAUCAUAUGGGUAAAUGGACAUGACUCUUUCAUGUGAAGAUAAGCAACUAGAAAAGUGAAUCAACUGAUUUUUAUAAUUUCAUAUUUUAUUAUGAUAUUAUUUUUAUUAUUAUUGCCUAUAUUUAAAUGAUCUGAAGCUGACAUGGCAACAGUAUGCAGUGAAAUAUUCUAAGGCAAUCCAGCUAUGUCAGUAUGGAGUUAGUGGUGUCUCAAAUGUUGGACACUCUAUCCAUGUUAACACAGCACAUCCAACGAAAUGGCUUCACUGUAUUACACAUAGUGUUAUAACUACUGUACUUAUUCUAGGAAGUUAAACAGAAUGUUGUCAAGUAAUAACCUUUGCAAGGCUUUCUUUAUGUAUCUGAAAAACUAUCAUUUUGAUCCUUAUAUAAGUUUCACUUACUUGGAUCCCAUAUGUUUGUUGUGUUUUUAGAUUAUGUUGUUGCCUUCUCUGGUUCAUAUGAGAAUUACUGUUUUAAAGUCAUCAUCAUCACCACCACCACCACUGUCGUCAUUGAGAAUAUUUUGCCUCUUAUUAUGUAGGCAAAGGCAAUAUUGGACAUUAAUACUGGUCAUAGAAUUCUUCAGUAGACAUACUGGAAUAAAAUAAGGAAGACUGCUUUUAUAUAUCUAUAUGUAUACACACACAUACACACAUAUUUAUGUUGACUUUUUCAUUUUAAAACAAAUACUCUUAUAGUAGGCUAUUAAAUUAAAACAAAUUAUUAUGAUUUUAUAUGUGAACUAAAUUAUUUCACUAAAGAGAGUAUGGAUAUAGGUUAUGGUACCAUACAUUAAUUGUGUUUUAGAAAUGUUAAUGGUAAUCAGAAUAAGAAAUCGGGCUCUCUCCAGUGAGUGUAAUGGUCCUCUGUGUGUGAGGUUUCUUUACCUAUAAUGUGGCAGUUAUAUUUACAAUUUUGACCAUCAGCAGAAAAGAAAUAAUUUACACACUAGUAUAUAAAUGUUAUUUGUUUUUUAUGUGAGGACAUUUUUUAUGCAUGUAUGAAGACUGAAUAGGAAAGAAAGUAAGAGUGGUAUUAAGUGAAUAGAAUUUAUGAACUGUGUUUAUUAUCUGAGGUUUAAUGCUAAUGCUUUUUAUCAGCCAUAAAUAAUCUUAUAUAUAUAUUAUAUAUUUAUAGAUUUAUUUGUUGAUUUCAAAUUAUUGGAGAACAAUAUGCUAUAGUGAUUUUAUAGUUUUUAUUCAGAAUUGUAUUCUGAAAUAAUUGUAGUUUUUAAAAGAUAUUGAAAUAUUAAUAUUACUGACAGACAUUACAGCUCACAGCACUAUAACUUUUCGCAAUUUUCAGUAUACUAGCUGAAAUAUUUUUAUUUUGAAAUUUUGCUUCUUUUUUUUUUUCAGAAUGCUAAAGUAAACUGAAACGCUCAGUUUAUUUUCAUACAAAGAGUUAUCUUUGUUGUCAUGUUGUUUACAGUGAAAUGCCAAUAUAAAGAUUUCAAAGAAACUGUUCAAUCUGAACCUUAUAAGUAAAACACACAAGAAAGAGAAUACAGCAAUAUAUUAUAGUGACCAUUAUCAAGCGAUAUAUAACUGUGACAUUAAUGAAUUUGAAUUAUGGGUAACCUAAAACAUGCAUGAACUGACUGGAAAAAAAGUUCAUAUUUAGCUUUUGUUUGUAUGAUUAGAACAUAUACUUGAAUUCAACAUCUGUUUCAUUAAUAGAAAAUAUUGUUUGAAUCUUUUCUUUGGCCUAUUUGUGCAUAUUUAACAAAAACAAUGUCCCUA